GUUGGGUGUUUACAAAUGAGGAAGAUGUGGAUGGGAACAGUCGAGGUGCCAUGGCAGAGCAAAAUGGUGUUUGGCUUACAAAGGUUUGACGGAGCACAGGGUGAGUGAGUAAGUGAGUAAUUGCGGCGCAGGGAAAUUGGGGACGCGGCACGAUAUUAAAAACAGCAGCUCGAGUUUACUGAUCAUCGACUACUUUCUACUUUCUACGAGAGCGAUUUUUUGCCUUUCUAAGGCCUGCUAUAAACAAUUUGCUAUGUUGGAAUUUUGCUUCCGUGAUGGAUGGAUUGUCACCCAAGAGAAUGAGAAUGAAUGGACGAGUGAUGUAUGUGCCCGUAUGGAUCCCCUCUCUGCCGGGGAGUAUCCAUCCAUCUAGACUACUUGACUACCUUAUCGCGCAAGGAUGGAGAAAUUGUGGACAUUCGGGAUUUUUUUUUGUAAUAUCUGACAAGAGAUGCGGGACAUGGGGCAAGGCAGCCUUUGGGGACCAAAGUGAAUGCGAUGCGACGCUGCCUUUUGUUGUUCAUCUCAUGGUGAGUAGACAGACAAGCGUGCUUUCUCGUUUCUUUGAAUGGAUGAUGAGAAAACCAGAACUACUGCAGAGUCACACGGAGAGGGCUAGUUGCUUUUCUUUCCCCUCUUGUUCCCAUGCUUCUUUUCUUCCUUUCUGUUUUCUUGGUGGGUGGCUUUAUUACGGCAAGGCACAUUUUCACAUGGGAGGCGGCGUUAGAUGGAGAUAAACGCCUCAACAGUUGAUCUAUCUUGGCUAUUUCCCUCUUCGACUUUUUGCGUCUGGCUUGGCUCUAUAUCUCUGAACUAGCUGCUUAAUACUAUAG
Messenger RNA from Trichoderma harzianum CBS 226.95, 833 nucleotides. RefSeq lists its product as hypothetical. The record is from RefSeq and is a predicted model, not a curated record. The transcript has a single exon. Lineage: Eukaryota; Fungi; Ascomycota; Sordariomycetes; Hypocreales; Hypocreaceae. The coding region runs from base 276 to 737 and encodes 153 amino acids.